Messenger RNA from Mytilinidion resinicola, 1119 nucleotides. RefSeq lists its product as uncharacterized. Lineage: Eukaryota; Fungi; Ascomycota; Dothideomycetes; Mytilinidiales; Mytilinidiaceae. Bases 268 to 957 code for a protein of 229 amino acids. The record is from RefSeq and is a predicted model, not a curated record. The transcript has a single exon.
GGUAUGACCGUCAAGAUGAUAUUGUGGCCGGAAAUUCCACCACCUCCCUCAAGUAUAGGACUAGGUAUGCCAGGCCCUCUCCUACCUGUCCCUGAUCGCGGCGUACUGGAACCCUGACUGACACUUUAUGUAUAGCACCUCCCAAGAAACAGCAGCAGAAACUGUCCCUGGGGGACUUUCUGACCAACCAAGGUAUGUGCCAACUUCCCCAACCGACAUGACGUCCUUAAUUAACGACAUGCAGCUGUGGGAUCAUGGGCCGAUGACAUGGAGGAUAUGCCCCCAGCUAUCAAAAAGAGGCGUGGAGUUGCCAAAAAGGCAAGGAAAUCUACGACGAGUUACUCAGGCCCUCCCCUACCUGUCCCUCUCCCACCGCCUCCUCCGCCUCCUCCGCCUCCUCCGCCUCCGUCUCAUCCGCCGAUGCCGGGCCAAGACAUGGUCGUCGUCAAUCACCAUCCGUCGCGGAAAAAGAAACCAGCGCCUUUACCGCAGUUCCUCAGGUGGACAACCGGCGGCGCGGGUAAGAAGGAAGUGAAGACCAAAAGGGCCGCAACAAAGGCAAAUACAGGAUCUAACCAGCCCGUGCCAGGACGCUCUCGAAGUCCUGUGGGAGCGCGACCUCCUUCCCCCUCUCUGGAGGUGGAACCCGAUCAAGGCAAGGCGGUGCUCGAGCUAGGAGAGGCAGACCGCGAGCGGAUCUUUCGCAAUGACAUUGAACCUACAUCGGUAGCUCGCUCCAAAUACCAAUUCGAAGCUACCUCUUCGGAUGACGAGCUUGAUAGCGACCCGGUUGCAUUCCACGACGCUGCGGCGCGACUAAACGCACUAGCCAGAGCCACCGACCAAGAGGCUUCCGUACAGAACACCCGUGUCUCGCGACUCGUCUCCAAAACAGAUAGAGUCGAUGACCACAUCGCUCCCGUAAGCUCACUUAUCCCUGUCUCUUUACCCGUUUAGAAAAACUUGCUAACAUACCGAGGCACAGAACCGACAGCGACUUGAUCGAACCGGGGAUGAUAUUCCCAGACGACCCCGAAUAGCUGCAUCUGGCACGCACACAAAAGCCGACAUCUUCGAAGCGAAAAUCGCCGCAGCCGUCGACGACACCACCAGUGACGA